AUGGGUUGGCUGUGGGAUCUGACGCACGAUAAACAGGGUGGGCUUGACACGCUCAAUGUCAUCCUUCUGAGCCUGGCGGGCCUGCACGUCGUGGCGUUCGGGGUCUGGAUAUUUCUCGUGCUCACCCAGAAGCCCACGAGGAUACGCGACAAGGUGGAUCUGCGCGACAAGGGCGAUUAA
This is a messenger RNA of Micromonas commoda, 180 nucleotides long. RefSeq lists its product with no specific name. The transcript has a single exon. NCBI's taxonomy places the organism in Eukaryota, Viridiplantae, Chlorophyta, Mamiellophyceae, Mamiellales, Mamiellaceae. The record is from RefSeq and is a predicted model, not a curated record. The coding region runs from base 1 to 180 and encodes 59 amino acids.